AUUUGUUGUUUUUAUUAUCUCAGCCUCUUUAUCGCAUAUACAUAAUACACAAAAACCCUCAUCUAUAUGCUGCUUAAAUUUUCAGUGUGAGCUCUGUUUGUUGAUCGAAAUCUGUGUUUUCGAGACUUUUUUCGAAGCCCCUUUGGCCCAUCUACUCAUUCAUCAAUUUCAUCACUAAUUCUCAGGCGAUAAAAAGGGGUAGUAUAACAUGGGUAGUCAUGAGGGAUUGUCUCAGCCAGAUGUAUUUUAUCCUAAUGGUCUUUUACCGGAGGAGGCAUCUUCUGUGACGAGAGUACUUGAUUUGGAGAGAUGGUCAAUAGCUGAAGAGAGGAUUGCUGAGCUGAUUGGCAACAUUCAGCCAAACAAACCCUCAGAAGACAAAAGAAAUGCAGUUGCAAAUUACGUGCAACAGCUUAUUACUAAGUGUUUCUCAUGUCAGGUAUUUACUUUUGGAUCGGUACCCCUCAAGACAUACCUCCCCGAUGGAGAUAUUGAUUUAACUGCAUUCAGUAAGAAUCUUGAUCUUAAGGACUCCUGGGCUACUGAGGUCCGUGACAUGCUUCAGAAUGAGGAAAAGAAUGAUAAUGCUGAAUUCUGUGUGAAAGAGGUUCAGUACAUUCAGGCAGAGGUCAAACUUAUAAAAUGCCUUGUGGAAAAUAUUGUUGUGGACAUAUCUUUCAAUCAGCUUGGUGGUUUAUGUACACUUUGCUUCCUCGAGGAGGUUGACAGUUUGAUAAACCAAAAUCAUCUAUUCAAGCGCAGUAUCAUAUUGAUAAAAGCUUGGUGUUACUAUGAGAGCCGAAUACUCGGUGCUCAUCAUGGACUAAUUUCAACGUAUGCUUUGGAAACAUUAGUGUUGUACAUAUUUCAUGUUUACAACAGUAACUUUACAGGACCACUUGAGGUACUAUAUCGUUUUCUGGAGUUUUUCAGUAAAUUUGAUUGGGAGCAUUAUUGUGUUAGUCUCUGGGGUCCAGUACCAAUUGUUUCACUUCCUGAAGUAAUAGCUGAUCCUCCUCGAAAAGAUGGUGGAGAUUUAUUACUCAACAAAGUAUUUCUCCGUGCUUGCAGCACUGUAUACUCUGUUUUUCCUGGAGGUCAAGAAAACAAUGAGCUACCGUUUAUUCCAAAACAUUUUAAUGUCAUCGAUCCUUUACGUGCAAAUAAUAAUCUCGGGCGUAGUGUGAGUAAAGGCAACUUCUUUAGGAUUCGGAGUGCCUUUGCUUUUGGUGCUGAAAAGCUUGCAAGAAUGCUUGAUUGUCCUCGGGAAAAUGUAAUUGCAGAAGUCAAUCAGUUUUUUCUGAAUACAUGGGAUAGACAUGGAAAAGGCCAUCGCCCUGAUGCACUGGGUUCUGGUCUUCGUAGUCUACGACCUCUUAAUCUAAAUCAGGUUAAUGGGUCCAGUGAUGUUACAUAUCCUUUAAACAGCAAAAAAAUCCAAUCUGCCGGACGUGAAGUUAAGCUUCAGAAAAGUUCUCACUUGUCUAAUGGCAUUCUUCAACAGAAAGGAAAUCAACCCUUCAAGACUAACUCUAGGACAAUUAAUAAUACUGCUGCGUUACAGAGCCAGAAGACAUCUGCUAACUCAACUUGCUCAGUGGUAUCCAAUCAGAACCAUCAUACACCCCCAGAGGAUGAUGGUAAACAUAAUGCACACAUUGACAAUGGGAGAAAUAAACUAGAUCAGAUGGGAAACAAAAUGAAUUUAAGGUAUCAGUAUGAAAGGACAAACUCAACCGCAGAGCGUAUGGGAAGAGAGAAUGAAAGUUUACAUCGAUCCAGGCAUAACAGAACAUCAGAAACAGUGAGGGAGCAAGCUGCUGCAUCAAGAUUAGAUUAUGGCAGGAAAAAUUCUAGUCAUGAAUCCUCAACUGACAACGAUGCAAGAUCUAAUACUGCCUUCUCUUCAAACACUGCUCCAAAUAGACUUCCCAGUCAUUCUGCCUCAAAUGCCAGGCAAGAAGACGGAAACUCUGCUCCUGAGACACUGCAAAUGCAUCAGGAAGAACAAGAUCUUGUAAACAUGAUGGCAUCUUCAAGGGUUCAUAGUCUUGAGGGACAUUAUCAGAUGCCAAUGAAGUUUGCUUCAUCUCAUCUGCCUGUUCCAUUUUCACCUUCAUAUUUAGCUUCAAUGGGGUACCCAAAUAGAAUCCCUAGCGGCAUGGGCCCAAAUGGUUUUAAUCCAUAUGAGAUGCCUUGGGCAUUGCAUGCACACUAUUCUCAAGGUUUAGUGUCUAUGCCUCAGUUCACUCCAAAUGUAAGAACAGCUGCACAUCACCAAGAGGAGAUUGUUGAACCAAAUGAAGAUUAUUUAACAUACAGGGACAUUCACAAUGAUGAUGUUGAUCAUGGUCAAUGGUCAGAGCAAAAUGAAAAUUCUGUCCAAGGAUGUGACCCUGAUGAUGAGAGUCUCCAAGUGCAACAGUCAGAAAAUAAGAAACCACUAUUUUCUGGAGGGUCCACGGUUGUUAAUGCGCCUCACCUUCCAAGCAGGGAGAAUUAUUUAGUGGAUGGCCAUGGGUCAAUAUAUGAAGACAGAAGUUCGAUGGAAAAUAUAGUUGAUAAUCAUCGACAUCAUAGACGAAGUGAGGUUUAUUCUUCAAGCCAAGGCUCUCUGCCUGCCGCACGGACCACUUCAUCGAGAUCUAAACUGUCUUCUGAAGGUUCAUGUGAUGGGUCAUCUUUGAAGAGUUCUAGGUCUGUAAGGGAAAUUCGCGAAAGGGUGGACAGGAAAUCUGUUCAACCUGUUGAACAUUCUCAAAUUUAUAAGAACGGAUUACAACAUGAAAACGAUUCUGUUGACUUUCCUUCUCCUCGGGCUGCUGAUGACAGUCGAGAUUGGAUUCCGUUGUCAACUGUUGAUUCUGAAGUUGUAGAGGACACGGGACAUAGGAAUGUAGCUCCUUUUCUUCGCUUGCAUCAAAUACCUAGUUAUGGAACAGCACAGUUGAGUGGGCCGAAUUCAUUAGGUUCUGUCGCUCCAAUUCCUGUAGUUAAUGAAUCAUGGCAAAGAACAUCUGAUGACCAUGGUUCUCUGCCCUUUGCAUUUUAUCCUGCAGGACCACCAGUACCUUUCGUAACAAUGCUUCCAUUCUAUGGCUUUCCAUCUGAGACAGAAGCCUCAGAUGGAUCUGCAAAUCAUUUUGAGAGGGAUGAGGAUUUCGAUCCAUCCCACAUCAAUCAAUCUGGUCAAAGGACGACCGAAAGUGUUGAUCAUAUACAAAAUUCUGGUCAAUUAAACAAGAAGUGGGCGCCCUCGGAGGAGCUUUCUCCAGAGAAGUCUGAUUUUCUGAAUGGCGACUUCAUCAGCCACUGGCACAAUCUCCAGUAUGGACGUUCCUGCCAGAGUCCUGACCAGGAACCUGUGCUUUGUCCUCCACCAGUUGUACCUCCAAUGUAUGUUCAGGGACAUAUGCCAUCAGAUGGCCCUGGAAGACCUUUGUCUGCUAAUGCCAGCCUUUUCACUCAGCUUAUGGGUUAUGGUCCUGGUACUGUUCAUGUUUCACCUCUCCAGCCUGGUCCUAAUAGACAUGGAGGUGCUUAUCAGGCUUCCGGUGAUGAAAUACCUAGAUAUCGUGGUGGAACUGGAACAUACCUUCCCAAUAUGAAACUUCAGUUGGACCGACAGUCUUCCAAGGCCCGGAACAGCAAAGGGAACUACGGUAAUGAUCGCAAGAAUCAUAAUGCUGAUAGAGACCCGAACUGGGGUCUUGACUCAAAGCUACAAUAUGCUGGUCGUGGCCAAAGUCGAAACCAAGCUGAGAUGUCAAACACAAGAAUAGAUCGACAUGUUCCCAACAACAGUCGACCUGAUAAGAAGUUGUAUACAGUCAACCCUUAUUCAAUGCGUUCAAACCAUCUACAGAAUGGCCCAAUCAGCUCUUCAAAAUCAUUUGUUCAAGCUUCUAGCAAUGUACCAUAUGGCAUGUAUCCUGUGCCAGUAAUGAAUCCAAACGGAGCUGCUCCUUCAGGAAACAAUGUUCCUUCUGUUGUUAUGUUUUAUCCUUAUGACCAAAACAUGGGUGGUGAUUCACCUGCUGAACGACAACUCAAGUUUGGUUCUAUUGCACCUAUGCAUUUCUCUAACCUGAAAGAUGCGGCACAGCUUGGUAGAAGUUCAUCCAAUGACGACAGACAACAGCGAAAUUUUUCAGUAGGUUCUGGCCAUUCUUCACCAGAUUUACCCUCUUCACCAAUGCAUCACAGGGGCGCAUGAAUAUAAUCCCAGAUUAACGCAGAAGCACCAGUUGAGCUAUGCAUCCCUCCUUUCUCUUUGAAGAUGAACCAGAAAGAUAAUAGCCAUGGUAAAAUAAUACGGUUCCAUGAUCCGUAGACACAUCUGCUGGGGUUAUGUUUUUGACCAUCAAAGCAUCAAGCAUCUGUUCUUGGUCUGCGUAUUCUUGUUUAGCAUGCAUGUUUUGAAAAUGUUAUAGCUGUGCUCAUCGGCAGCAGAAGUCCUUCCACUUUGACAAGGUGGUUACAAGAAGCUUGGAAGUUUGCUGGGAUGUAUUUUGGGUGGGGUUUUUUUUGGGGUGGAGGGGGUUGCAUGCAAUUCAAGGGAAAAGAGAGAGGGGUUGUGCCUUUAUAGUUUUUUCUUUGCGUUUUGAAAAUGUUCUAGGAAUUCUCUCCGGAGUUCAUUUUGUUAGGUCUACUUCUGUAUAUAAUACAUAUGAUGUAGGCCUGAACUUUGCUAUAUCUUAGUUUGACAUCUUAUUUCAAAUGACCUAAAGUUUGAGAAAUU
Molecule: messenger RNA, 4741 nt
Organism: Daucus carota subsp. sativus
Lineage: Eukaryota; Viridiplantae; Streptophyta; Magnoliopsida; Apiales; Apiaceae
Exons: 10
Coding region: 209-4216 (1335 amino acids)
Source: RefSeq, a predicted model, not a curated record